ACCACAAGAUUUCUUAAAAUUAAAUUUUCUAACCUAAAUUAAAUCUAACCUCAAAAAUGUUUCUGUUUAGAACACUAAAAACUUUACCAAUCUUUUAUAAAUCGAUUUCAAACACUUUUCCCAUCCUAUAUAACACAGCCCCAACGAAUUUAUUAAGAUCCCUCACCACCACAAAUAAGUUACAAGACCUCACCGAAUUCUUUGAUAUAAAGAAAAAUUGGGGUUUGGAAGAAGUAAAAUCUGGGCGAGCAUGGAAAGUAGAGGAACUGCGUUUAAAAUCAAAUUCAGAUCUCCACAAAUUAUGGUACGUUUUAUUGAAAGAACGGAACAUGUUAUUAACUAUGGAAGAAGAAAGUAAACGUCAAACGAAGCUUUUUCCAAGCCCCGAACGUAUUGAUAAAGUAGAAAUUUCUAUGGAAAAUGUUGAGACGGUUGUAAGAGAAAGAAAUAAAGCUUAUCAUUUAUUAGAAACUGGUGAAACCGGCGAGCGACCAGGAGAAUACAAAGCAGGAGUGUUUGGGUUAAAUUAUUAUUAUAAAAAGCGGGAAUAUGUUAUUCCCAAAUUUAUGAAUGUUAAAUGGAAGAAAACACACGUUUUUCGUUGCAACAAAAAGGAUGUUAAUGAAUUUUUGUUGAAAUAUAACGAAAAGAAGUUUUUGGAAAGGAGAAGAGCUAGGACGAGAAACUUUAAUCAUGUUAUUGGGUUACUUAAAAGAUUCCCAAAUAUUGAUCUUGAAGCUAUUAAAGAGCAAUAUCCUGAUGUUGAUAUAGAUAAAGCUAAAAAUAGUAGGAAAUGUAGGGGACAUUUCGUUCCUAAAUAAGAAAGUUUUUAAUAAAAAUAAAGAAUAAAGUAUUCAUAUUCAUCAAAA
This is a messenger RNA of Onthophagus taurus, 869 nucleotides long. It is a transcript of the gene mRpL47, whose product is annotated as mitochondrial ribosomal protein L47. Gene Ontology annotation, cellular component: mitochondrial large ribosomal subunit; mitochondrial ribosome. The record is from RefSeq and is a predicted model, not a curated record. NCBI's taxonomy places the organism in Eukaryota, Metazoa, Arthropoda, Insecta, Coleoptera, Scarabaeidae. Gene Ontology annotation, biological process: mitochondrial translation. Gene Ontology annotation, molecular function: structural constituent of ribosome.